AAUACUUCCAUUGGGCUUCCUUGGAACUUUGUACAGAAUAAUUUGUUUAGGCUUGGUCCUUGUCUGAAAUCCUAACCCUUAUCAACACCACCUAUAUCCCAAUAAUCACCAGCAAAAUGGCUAGCGAAAAGAAGGACAAGCUUGAGCCGCAGAUCAAGUCGGUCGAUAUGACCGAGGACAUGCAGCAGGAGGCUGUGGAAGUCGCAAUUGAGGCGAUGGACAAGUACCACAUUGAGAAGGAUAUCGCCCAAUACAUAAAGCGAGAGUUCGACUCGCGCAAGGGUGCGACAUGGCACUGCGUGGUUGGCAGGAACUUCGGAAGCUUCGUCACGCAUGAGACGAAACACUUCAUCUACUUCUACCUCGGACACUGCGCCAUCCUCCUUUUCAAGACCCAAUAAAGAUGCGGCCGCAAUCCAGUCUAUUCGCGGAAGCGAUGUUAUACCUCUUUCGGAUAAUUCAUGCAGGGAGAUAUGCUAUGAGGGCUCCCAUACAAAAGCUGAAGGAGACUCAGUCAUGGUCCAGAACGGAAUGCUGUGGGGUUGCCUGGAGGGCCAACACGGCGGUGAUUCUCGGAUUUAUCUGCUACCUGAUCAAAUUUCCAGGUUAAUCUUUCUAAAAUGGCUAUUGAAUACAUUCUUGUCGUAGCAGACCUGCUGCCAGACCAAA
Messenger RNA from Aspergillus ibericus CBS 121593, 669 nucleotides. RefSeq names its product dynein light chain DYN2. Lineage: Eukaryota; Fungi; Ascomycota; Eurotiomycetes; Eurotiales; Aspergillaceae. Bases 117 to 401 code for a protein of 94 amino acids. Gene Ontology annotation, cellular component: cytoplasmic dynein complex. Gene Ontology annotation, molecular function: dynein intermediate chain binding; dynein light intermediate chain binding. The transcript has 7 exons. The record is from RefSeq and is a predicted model, not a curated record. Gene Ontology annotation, biological process: microtubule-based process; cilium assembly.